UCGCGCCAGAUAUUUCGAGUGCUGCUUCCACCACCUAUGAAUUUACCUAGUCUCAGUCACAGCACACGCCCGGUGCAGCCGGCCGCAUCGCUCAAUUAAUAUAAACGAUAUUGUUUGCUCUGAGACCGUAUCCGGAAAUAUUGCAGUUUAGCGUCCCCAGUUACGUUUGGUAAAGUUAUGGUUUUAAUGGCCCGACAGCAAAUGAAAUAGUGAAAAGUUAACGUUAAAAUAAAGUUCAUUAGCUGUGUGCUUCAUGUGUUUAAUUAAGUGCGUAAAACACAGCUAUCAUACAAUUUGCAUACUCGAUGCCAGGCGUUAACCACAGCGGUCGACGAGACUACGACUAAUAGAAGGUUGUAAGAUAGAAGAUCGAGGAAUAAAAUCAUGAGUGUAGAGGAUACUAGCACGAAUGUCAUACAUGGGUGGGGUUGCACUCCCACUGGUGACCAUCCACCAGCAACCGCCACUUCUGAGAACAACUCCUCAAAAGGAUGCCUGCCCUCAACUUUCACGAAGGGCUGGAGAAGAACCACCUUGUACAGCAUUCUGAUCUUCUUGAUGGUACUUAUAUUCCUUAACAUUGGUCUCACAUUGUGGAUUAUCGGCGCUUUAAAGCUGACUAUGAAUGGCGUUGGCCCCAUAAGAAUAGUAAGAGGUGGGAUUCAUGUAGAUGGUCAGACAUGGGUGCUAGAUAACUUGGUGGCAUCGACCAUCACCUCACAAACGGGGCAACCCAUCUCUAUCCACUCACAUCGUAACUUUACCGUGCUGGUUGCUGAGCCGGACCAACCGAAUUAUUCGAAGCUGUUCAUCAAGCGUGAUAACCUUGAGUUCAGCGGUCGUGCAUUGCAUGUGAACGAUGCACGAGGCAGUCCCGUAUUCUCUGCAUCGCGGGAUGAAGUGAGGAUAUUCUCUGAUUCGCUAGCUGUUGAUGGACCUGGCGGAGUCAAUAUUAAGACUGCUGUCCAAGUGCCUGUAGUACGAGCACCACCGGCCUUUGACUUACAUCUGGAAUCCCUGACAAGACGAUUAGACUUAAGGGCACCAGAAAAUAUAUUCAUUGAUAGCAGAGCUGGAAAUAUACAAAUAACUUCACAUGGGAACAUCAAAUUAGAUUCUGUCGUCGGUAACAUAAAACUUAAUGCUCAAAAUAUAGUGAUCAAUAAUUUAAAAGAAGCAAUUAGGACUGAAAAGCCUAAUAAAAAUAUAAGAGGCAUGAAAGUAUACCAAUUGUGUGCGUGUGCAACGGGGAAACUAUUCCUGGCAGCUCCGGACGCGCCAUGCAUCGCGCGCGAUGACGACACCGAACUCUGCCGAUGAUGCCCGAAGAUAGCCGAGUGUAUAGUGAAAUAGUGAUGCACCUCAUAGC
Molecule: messenger RNA, 1369 nt
Organism: Spodoptera litura
Lineage: Eukaryota; Metazoa; Arthropoda; Insecta; Lepidoptera; Noctuidae
Product: delta-sarcoglycan
Biological process (GO): heart contraction
Cellular component (GO): membrane; sarcoglycan complex
Source: RefSeq, a predicted model, not a curated record